AUGAGGUCUAUGGACGCCGAUCAAUGGAAAGCAGCUAUGGACAAGGAAAUGAGGGGCCCAAAAGAUCAUGAUGUGGCGGAUCUAGUACCAAUUCAGAGUCUACCCCCUGGAGCUAACCCCAUAGGAUCAAGAUGGUUGUACAAGAUGAAAGCAACUGGAGUAAUGCAGGCAAGACUCAUCGCACAAGGCUGGGGACAACGACAUGGCAUCGACUGUGGAGGAACUUAUGCACCUGUGCGUCGAUUCAGUUCGCAGUUAGUAUUGAUGGCAAUUGCAGCGGAAAGAGGAUACGUUGUGGAAACCAUGAAAGUGGUAACUGCAUUUCUUCAAAGCAACGUGGAAGGAGAAGUGUACGUUCGUCAAGCCAAAAGAUACGAAAUAACGGAUGAAGUUACGGGACUACCACUGGUGAUGGAGCUCAAGAAAAGCUCAUACGGACUGAAGCAAAGCCCUCGGAACUUCGGCAACGCAUUUGCUAAAAGGAUUGAAGAAAUCGGUUUACUGCUCUUCUAGCUACUGAGUGACCCGUGCGUAUAUGUGUACGGAGCUGGACCGACCUAUAGACUAUAUGCGAUUCUGUGAGUUUUAUUUUUUGUUGUUUGUUUUUCUCCCAUCAUUGGACUCUGUCGUCUGCCCCUCUGGCCCCUAUCCUCCACUUCAACUAGCUAGACGACCCAACCGGUGUCAAAUAGGAGGGGGGGAUUGGACACCCUCCUGCGGUUCAUGCCUGAGGUAUUUUUAUCGCGAGAAGGGACGACUGCACAUUAGCCGGAAGGACACCAAGUGUUGUACAAGACUUGAAGAAGCAAUUAUCGAACAAGUUCAAGGUGACCGAUGGAGGACCGGCGGAUCUACCACUAGGGAUGGAGAUUUCUCAACGUGACGGAGAAAUCACUGUGAGCCGACACAAAUGCGUGAUGAAUAUUCUGGACAAGUACCAGAUGGUGGAUUGCAAACCAGCAGCAACUUCAGGGAGCGGACCGGAAAUUGAACAAGAGCCGGAGAAUGCUAUCUACUUGAGCGAGGAGGACAAGAAACUCUACCAAGGAAUUGUCGUAAGUCUACUCUCCCUGACUAACACAACGAGAUGGGAGAUUGGAUAUGCCAUGAUGAUCCUGUGCAGAGGGAUGAACAAGUCUACCAAUCAAANCUAAUCAACAUAUGGUCGGAGCAAAGAGAGUGCUGAGAUACCUUCGAGGAUGCCCGGAUAUGCCACUGAAGUUCAGGAGAGGACAAUGGGACCUGAAGUGCUAUACUGUGGCGUGAGCUUCGCUGGAUCGAGCGAGAGACUUCAGA
Molecule: messenger RNA, 1296 nt
Organism: Ectocarpus sp. CCAP 1310/34
Lineage: Eukaryota; Phaeophyceae; Ectocarpales; Ectocarpaceae
Source: the annotation of a GenBank genome assembly